AUGACCAAUGAGUCGCGAUUUGACGUGGUGCUGGUCGAUGGCCGGGUACGUGGUGAGUGUGCAAUUGCUGCCUUGCCUUAUGUAGACGAGAGUUCGGUGGUGAUCAUCCACGACUGGUUUUUGGAAGAAUGGGGUUACAAAUUUCUUCCCGAUGGUACCGAAGAUCUGUCCACGCCCGUCAAGGUCGCUCCGCGCAACACACUGAAGAGCUAUCGUCAAGUUCUGGAUUUCUAUGAGAUUUUAUGCAGAGUUUCUCCACAGUCACACCCCUCGGGUUGCAGUAGAGCAGGCAUGGUGGUCUUGCGCAAGAAGGUAAAACCCUCAGCAGCAGCCUAG
This is a messenger RNA of Symbiodinium sp. CCMP2456, 336 nucleotides long. The record is from the annotation of a GenBank genome assembly. Lineage: Eukaryota; Dinophyceae; Suessiales; Symbiodiniaceae.